CCUGUAUAAUUUUCUCAUACUUUAACAUAAUUCAUGCUGUGAAGUUAUAAAAUAACUGUGUUGUUAAGUCAACUUAUGAUAAUCUUUUCUUUAUAAGACAGGCACCUCUGUGGCAUGGUAGUUCCAAGUAAUGCUUGCAUCCUUGGAAGAAGUAAAUUGUGUCUUUUCCGAAUGAAAUCAAAUUUCUGGCUUAAAAAUGGCAAGCACAAUGUCUCUAAAUCAUUAGUUAUUAGGCUUUGGAGAGUCGAAUGAAUGUUAUUAUACACAGUAGUGAAGUCUAACGAUAUCUAUUCUCAAUGGCAAAGAAAAUUUGUGCAUCUUAUUGCUUCCUGCUCUGCCUAAUCAUUGUUUCUAUAACAACAGACUCAUUAGAUGAUUCUUCAGGCAAACAGUCUAAGAAGCUCAAAUUAGGAGUCAUAGUAGAUUUAACUUCCCAUGAAGGGAAGGAAGAAAAAAUAGCAAUGCAGUUGGCAAUUGAAGAUUUUUAUGCCAAUUCCAGUCAUCGUCCCAUGUUACAAGUCAAAAACUCGCAUGGAGAUCCCACGAAAGCCGUUUCCUCAGCUAAGACACUCAUCAAGAACCAUCAUGUACCAGCAAUCCUAGGCUUGGGGACCUGGGAAGAGGCUGCCCCUGUUGCGAAGCUUGGUGAUGAAUCUAAAGUUCCUGUUCUUUCCCUGGCAAACAUAAUACCGCAGUGGUCAUUCCAGCGGUUGCCUUUUUUGAUUAAUGCAGCUCGCAGCCAACUUGCUCAGAUGAAAGCUGUGGCAGCUAUAAUUCAGAGCUGGCAGUGGCGAAAAGUAAAUGUCCUAUAUGAAGAUAUUCCUUCAACAAUUUCAGGUAUCUUUCCGUAUUUAAUAUCUGCUCUUCGAGAUGCAGGCUCUGAGAUUAAUGACCUUCUGCCUCUGCCUACACAUUCGAUAUCAGAAUCACUAAGGCACCUUAAGAAUGGUCAAUGCAGAGUUUUCAUUGUUCAUACUUCUGCAGAAAUAGCGAAUACUAUCUUUAAAGAAGCAAAGAAAUUAGGAAUGAUGGAAAAUGAAUUUGUGUGGAUCACGACUGUUGGCAUUACGAAUUUGAUCGAUACAUUUAAUUCAUCUGUCAUUUCAUCGAUGCAAGGUGUUGUAGGAGUCAAAAGUUACUAUUCUCAAUCUAGCAGGCGAUUCAAAAACUUCUACUCUAGAUUUCGGAAAAGGUUCCUAUUGCAAUACAAACACGAUUCAUUUCCAGAACCCGGGAUUAAUGCUUUACAAGCUUAUGAUGCUAUAUGGGCUGUAGCUCUGGCAAUGGAAGGAUUUCCAUUCCAAAAGUUUCUUCAGAAUACGAACAAUAGCCUUCCUAUGGCAGCGGUAAGAGGACAGAAGCUUUUGAGCAGAAUAAAAGAAAACAACUUUGAGGGUUUAACUGGAGCAUUCAUUUUGAGAAAGGGAAUGCUUGCUUCUGCUAAUAUUUUCCGGAUAACUAAUGUCAUAGGGAAGAGUUAUCGAGAAGUUGGAUAUUGGACUGAGAAACUGGGUUUCUCAGAAACCAUCGACAUCAGUGAAAAGUAUAGCAAGUCAAUGAAAAUUCUAGGACAGGUAUUUUGGCCUGGAAAUCCUUGGUUAGUACCUAGAGGAUGGUCAGCACCAACUAAUGAUAGGCCCCUUAAAAUAGGAGUUCCUACGACGAAUACACAUAAGGAGUUUAUAGAAGUCGAACCUGAUCCUCAUAAGGGUUAUGUAACUGUUUCAGGAUUUACCAUUGAUGUCUUCAAAUCCACCCUCGAAUCUCUACCCUAUGCCUUGCCGCAUAUUUUUGUUCCUUUCAAUGGAACCUAUGAUUCUCUGGUUCAGCAAAUUAAACUUCAGAUUUUUGAUGCAGUAGUUGCUGAUACAGCAAUAGUCGCGAAUCGUUGCCAAUACGCGGAGUUCUCGCAGCCUUAUGCCGAGCCAGGCCUCCAAAUUGUGGUGUAUGUUAAGCCUAAAAAAUUCAACAAAGGUGGGUUGUUUAGAAAACCAUUGACAACAUCUAUGUGGGUCAUCACAGGAGCAAUCAACAUUUAUAAUGGAUUGGUUGUUUGGAUAAUUGAGAGACACUACAACAGACAGUUAGUUCAAUUCCCUUUCUGGGAGCAAAUUGGUAGAAUGCUCUCAAGUGCAUUCAUCACACUCUUUUCAUUAAAAGGUGAUAAAAUGCAUAGCAAUUUGUCUCGGAUGGCAAUGGCGGCAUGGCUUUUUGCUGCACUGGUCAUCACUCAAAGUUUCACUGCCAACUUAACGACCUUGCUCACUAUUGAAAGACUUGAUCCAGUUCUUGUAAAUGUUGAGACAUUGAAGGCGAGUAGAGCAAAAGUGGGGUGCGACGGGAACUCGUUUGUCGUGAACUAUUUGGAACAAGCUCUCGGUUUUGAUCCUGAAAAUAUUGUAAAAGUGUAUUCAAGUGAUCAUUAUGCUCAGGCUCUUUCUAGUGGAAAAAUAGCUGCAGCAUUUUUAGAAGUUCCAUAUGUCAAAGUUUUCCUUGCCAAAAAUUGCAUAGGAUUCAGUACUUCAGGACCAACAUAUAGAGUUGGAGGCUUUGGAUUUGUAUUCCCAAGGAAUUCACCAUAUCUUCCUGACAUUUCAGAAGCCAUUCUGAGAGUAGCAGAAAGUGGUAGACUCAAGGAUCUUGAAAGCUCUAUGACAUCCAACUACAAAUGUGCCGCCUCCAAGUCAGAUAAUCAUGACAGCUUGGGAGUAAGUAGUUACUGGGGUAUUUUUGCGAUCACUGGAGGAACAUCUACAUUAGCUGUUUUACUCUUUGUCAUUGGUCGUAUCCGUGAAAGGCAGCACCAACCAGUGGAUGGACAUCAGAAUGAUCCUAUGGCCGAUGAACACCAGCAGCAGCAGCAGCAACAACAACAACGGGAACCACAGCUCCAACAACAUGAUCCUAUGGCCGAUGAACACCAGCAGCAGCAACAAUGGGAACAACAGCUACAGCAACAUGAUCCUAUGGCGGAUGAACAUCAUUUGCCUGAUCAACUGCAGCAGCAUCAAGAUCAUGCUGUGGAUGAGCAUUUCAUAUGAACUGUUAGCACGGAUAUAUUCUUUAUGCAAAUAUCCAAGAAAAUGAUAUGAUCCGAAACAUCAAGAAAAACUCCGGUAAACACAGAAUUCAAAACAACCUAACACAGAAUUCAAAACAACCUUCAUCCAUACUGUCAUAAUAAAGCAAAGGGGAAACCUAUCUCAAGGUCUCCAAGGUCCCUUAGAAAUUAAUUGGGGCUCAUCAAGUCCUUGUAUUGCUACUUUUUCAAUUAUCAAGUGAAUGGAUAAGGCUCCGAUACCAUAUUAUAUUCCA
Molecule: messenger RNA, 3315 nt
Organism: Mercurialis annua (annual mercury)
Lineage: Eukaryota; Viridiplantae; Streptophyta; Magnoliopsida; Malpighiales; Euphorbiaceae
Product: glutamate receptor 2.5-like
Exons: 5
Coding region: 297-3041 (914 amino acids)
Cellular component (GO): plasma membrane
Molecular function (GO): signaling receptor activity; ligand-gated monoatomic ion channel activity
Source: RefSeq, a predicted model, not a curated record